AUGCUACUGUUUGCAGAAAAGGAGAAACAAAAGGGUGCGAACAUAGCACACCCAGUGGGCAACUGGGAAUCCACUCUCGAAAAAUCCAUCAAGAGCAUUGUUUCUAUAAAGGCAUCGCAUACCCGAGCAUUUGAUACCGAUGUUGCUGACUCUUAUACAGCGACAGGAUUUAUUGUCGACGCUAAACGAGGUCUCAUCCUUACAAACCGUCAUGUUGUUUCACCUGGUCCCAUUGUCGCCUCUGCCAUUUUAACAAAUUAUGAAGAGAUCGAUCUCAAACCUAUCUACCGAGACCCAGUGCAUGAUUUUGGCUUUAUGCAAUUCGAUCCGUCCAAAGUGAAAUUUAUGGACCUGCAGGAAAUUCCGCUUCAUCCGGAGAGGGUCAAGGUCGGCUUGGAUAUUCGUGUCGUUGGUAAUGACGCCGGGGAAAAAUUAAGUAUUCUAGCUGGAACCCUGGCAAGAUUAGACCGCCGAGCUCCAGAGUAUGCUAUUGGCGGAUAUCAAGAUUUCAAUACUUUUUAUUUACAAGCUGCAUCAGGUACAAGCGGUGGAUCGUCCGGUAGUCCUGUACUUGAUAUCUACGGUCAUGCCGUCGCCUUAAAUGCCGGUGGUGCAACCUCCGCAUCAUCAAGCUACUAUUUACCACUCGAUAGAGUCAAGCGGGCAUUGGAUUACAUUCAACAAGGAAAGACCGUUCCUAGAGGUACACUACAAGCUGAAUUCGAGUACCUUCCCUAUGAUGAAGUCCGCCGACUGGGCCUUAGCCCGUCCAUCGAGCAACUAGUGCGAACCAUGUACCCUGCUGAAACUGGUAUGCUGGUUGUCAAGUCUAGGCUGCCUAAGGGUCCAGCUGACGGACACCUCGUGCCUGGCGAUAUUCUACUUCGGGUCAAUGAUGAAGUGGUGGUUAACUUCAGUCAAUUAUUUGAGGUCAUUGACAAUUCAGUUGGUAAAAGCAUCUCAUUGUCCGUGGCUCGGGGUGCCAACAUCUUGCAACUCCAAGUGACUGUACAAGACCUGCACUCUAUCACGCCUAGCCGGUAUUUGGAGAUCGGUGGCAGCGUUCUAAAUGAGCUGUCCUACCAAAUCGCCCGUUCAUACUCUCUACCCGUAGGAGGCGUCUAUGUUGCAUCUGCCGGCCACAUGUUUGCAACUGCCUUUAUAUAUCGUAAAAGUAUCAUUAUCAGUGUCAACAAUGAAGCAACACCAACACUGGAUGAUUUUAUUCGUGUCAUUCAAUCUAUACCGGAUGGUGCACGGGUUCCCAUAAGAUUCUACAGUUUGGCAGCCUCUCUCAAGGAUAAGGUCAUGGUCAUUCAUGUCGACCGACAUUGGCAUCCGUGCAGACAGGCUACUAGAAAUGAUUUGACCGGAGAAUGGGACUAUGAGGAUUUACCAAAGCCAACCUCCAAGUUGACAGUUAUGCCUUCAACCGCAACGUUCCCUCCACUUGACCCAUCGCUGAAAUUAGCCCAAGAUUUAAUGCCAUCGUUUGUAGCCAUCGAUUUCCAUAUGCCAUACCUGGUGGACGGCAUGAAGAACACACAGUACUUCGGUUGUGGGCUUAUCGUUUCUCUCGAACCACCUCUUAUCAUCUGUGAUCGCGAUACUGUUCCCGUGGCCAUUGGAGACAUUCAUCUCUGCUUCGCCAACAGCAUUUCUAUCCCUGGAAAACUCAUUUUUCUCCAUCCCUUCAGCAAUUACGCCGUGCUUUCAUUUGACCGCAAACUACUUGGUGACACACCCAUUCGAGCCGCCAAACUCAGCUCUGAGCGUUUAAAUCCAGGCGAUCAAGUUAACUUUGUAGGACUGGCGGGUGAUAACUCGGCCAUGUUGAGGCGAACAGCAGUAUCCUCCAUUUCCAAUAUAGCGACGAGAGAAUCGCAGCCACCUCGUUACCGCGCAAUGAAUACCGAAUGCGUUAAAUUGAGUGAUACGAUUGGAUGUCAAGGCGGUGUGGUCGCCAACGACGAGGGAGUUGUUCAAGCGUUCUGGAUGACCAUCAAUUCAUUCUCGGAAGGACGAAGUGUUCAGUUCAUGGCGGGAUUAUCCAGCUCUGCUUUCAAACCGAUCAUCGACAUGCUGGUCGCUGGGGCACACACAGGUGUACGGUCCAUUGAUGUGGAGCUCUGGGCGAUGGGCAUUGCUAAUGCUAGAACGCUCGGCGUGACCGAUGCAUGGGUCAGUCGUUUAGAACAAAGCGGCCAAGCGCGGCAAAACUUGCUCUAUGUCCUAGGCAUCUUGGACUCCAGCAGCCCGGUUGCCAAGGUGCUCAAGGCUGGUGAUAUUGUGGUACAGAUCAAUGACAAGAUUGUGACUGGAAUGAGUGAUAUUGCAGACUUGGGUGAUGCUGCGUCAGUGAAGAUGGUAAUCUUUCGCGAUACGCAAGAGAUGACAGUCCAGGUUCCAACCACGCUUUAUAGCGGCCAAGAAACCACUCGCAUUAUCAAAUGGCAAGGCACCAUUAUUCAAGAACCCUACAAGGCGGUUUUGGAGCAAAUGCCUGAAGUCCCCACCGGUGUCUAUGUAUCUUGUACCCUCCAUGGCUCUCCUUCCAGUGACAAAAUCCAACCAGGGUCUUGGAUAACGGAAUUCAACGGCCGCCGGGUGUAUGAUAUGGACUCGUUCUUGGACGCGGUGUCGGAUGAGAGCAUCCAGAAUGAAGGCAUGGAGGGCUACGCGCGUAUUCAGACCGUUCAGCGUGGAAAUGUGAUCAAAGUCGUAGCGUUCAAAAUGGAUCCUCUGUAUUGGCCUACGCGGCUGGCCAGAAUAAGGCAAUGA
Molecule: messenger RNA, 2781 nt
Organism: Umbelopsis ramanniana AG
Lineage: Eukaryota; Fungi; Mucoromycota; Umbelopsidomycetes; Umbelopsidales; Umbelopsidaceae
Exons: 6
Coding region: 1-2781 (926 amino acids)
Biological process (GO): proteolysis
Molecular function (GO): serine-type endopeptidase activity; protein binding
Source: RefSeq, a predicted model, not a curated record